AUGGGGGUAAGUGGUCUUAAUAAAGUGCCUAAGUGCCACAAGUUCCGUGAAGCCAGUAAAAGUGCCUUCUUUAUAAAGGUCUUUGACACAGCAAUCCUCAAUCCUGCAAGCUACGGAAUUGAGGCUAAUGGACAGGAGGACUUCAUGGUUCUUGGAGGCCCUCUGAGAAAUCAUCUGCAGAGAGCAUUAGGGGUGAAUGGUGUUUUUGACUGCAGUCAUCCCAUACCUCCAGGCUCUAUACAGUACUUUGAGUCCCUCCAGAGCAAAGGUGUGACCCACUUCAAAAUACCGCUGUCAUGGGCUCAACUCCUGCCUACAGGACACCCCAGCCAGCUCCAACAGACUGUGGUUACCUGCUACCAGACCCUGCUGGCACAGCUGCUGAAGGUGGGCCUUCAACCUCUGGUCAUCCUCCAUGGAUCCACAGUGCCAGAAGCUCUGAGGUCAAGGUAUGGAGGUUGGGAGAGCCAGGAGCUGGUAGACAUGUUUCAGCAGUAUGCUGAGUUUGCCUUCCAGGAGUUUGGAGCACUGGCACACUUAUGGGUGACCCUGAGUGACCUGGACAAAGUUUUGCAUGAUGGGCAGCCUUCAGGCACUUCUAGUGCUCUGCAAAAUAUUCUCCAACUCAAUAAGAACAUUUACCAAUUCUACCAUCAACGGUUCCCUGACAAAGCAUUGAGCGUCGAUGAUGAAAUGAAUUUUAUUGGGUGUGAUGUAAUGGCGAUGUUAGGUGUACUGGAUACGCAUAACUUCCCAACCAGUCAUGGAAUUUCAGACUACCGUGGAUUUGCAGCAUCUAAAUUUAGUUAUAAGAAUGUUUGGAAUAGGUUUGGGACCCAGACCACAACAGAACGAGAUCAUUUCUUAAAUGAAUCUUUUCCUGUUGACUUCCAAUGGGCCACCUCCAGUGAGUCCUUUAAGGUUGAGGGAGGCUGGUUAGAAGAUGGGAAGGGAGAGACCAUCUGGGACCGUUUUGGUCAUGAAAACAAGGUUUUUGACAAUCAGACAGCUGAUCUGGCUUGUGACAGUUACCACAAGGUGGAUUAUGAUGUCUACCUCCUGCGAGGUCUUAAUGUCAACACCUACCAAUUUUCUAUCUCCUGGGCCCGCAUUUUCCCCUCAGGCCACUGGGGCAGUCACUCAGAGAAAGGGGCUCUCUACUAUGACAAGCUGAUCAAUGCUCUCAUUGAGUCUGGCAUACAGCCUGUUGUCACUCUCUACCACUGGGAUCUGCCCCAGGCUCUCCAGGACUCUGGUGGAUGGACCAACACUUCCAUUGUUGAAGCCUUCAAGGACUAUGCAGACUUCUGCUUCUCCAGGUUUGGAGACCGGGUCAAAACCUGGAACACAUUCAGUAGUCCCUGGGUGGUGAGCCAUGCUGGGUAUGGCACUGGUGAACAUCCUCCUGGUGUAAAAGACUAUGUGGUUGCUUCCUAUCAGGUCACUCACAAUAUACUCAAGUCCCAUGCUGAGGCCUGGCAUAUCUACGAUGACAAGUACAGGAAGACACAAAGUGGGAAAGUAGGCAUUGCAUUAAACUCUGAUUGGGCUGAGCCCAUGAACCCAUCCAGACCUGAAGACAUAGCAGCUGCAGAUCGCUACCUGCAGUUCAUGCUGGGCUGGUUUGCACAUCCCAUAUUUGUAAAUGGAGAUUAUCCUGCAACUCUAAAGACUCAGAUAGAACAGAAAAAAAAUAAGUGUCCCCAUUCUGAGCCUGCAAGGCUUCCAGUUUUCACUCCUGAAGAGAGCCAGAGGAUACGUGGAACUGCUGACUUUUUUGGUUUAAACCAUUACACCUCCCGGUUGGUCAACAACAGUGAUGGUGGCUGCACCCCUGGUCCACAAGGGGUGGGUGACUUCCAGGCACACGUUGAUCCUUCAUGGUCCGUAGCAGCUUCUGACUGGAUCUAUUCUGUACCAUGGGGUCUCCGAAGACUUCUAAACUAUAUUUCCACAGAAUACUUGAAUGUUACCAAAGUGCCUAUCCAUAUAACUGGGAAUGGUAUGCCUACUCAGUACGGUGGGGACACUCUCAAUGACAGUCAUCGAAUAGAGUACAUGAAGAGUUACAUCAAUGAGGCCCUGAAAGCAAUAAACUUAGAUGGAGUGGAUGUGCAGCGAUUCACAGUGCAGUCACUCAUGGAUGGAUUUGAGGGAAAACAAGGCUACAGCCAAAGAUUUGGUCUUCACCAUGUCAACUUUCAAGAUGCAGACAGACCAAGAACCCCAAAGCAAUCUGCAUAUUUCUUCUCUCAGGUUAUCAAGCAAAAUGGAUUUGGUUUACGCAAAAGUCAUGUCUUUAAAGAGGCAGAGAUGCAACUUCCCCACCGUCCAACUGCUUUAUCACCCUCAGAGGUUCCCUCUAAAUCAAAGGUUGUCUGGGAGAAAUUCUCACACCAGUCAAAAUUCCAAAGAAAACUCUAUCACUACGGCACUUUCUCACAAGGCUUCAAUUGGGGAGUAUCGUCUUCGGCUUACCAGAUUGAAGGUGGCUGGGAUGCUGAUGGGAAGGGACCUAGUGUCUGGGAUACUUUCACCCAAAAACCUGGCAGUAUUCCUGCCAAUGCCAAUGGGAAUGUGGCCUGUGACAGCUACCACAGACUGGAAGAAGACCUCUACAUGCUGCGAGCUCUGAAAGUAAAGACAUAUAGAUUUUCUCUGUCCUGGUCCAGGAUCUUUCCUGAUGGUCAGAAUACCUCCCUGAACCAGAAAGGUGUUGACUACUACAACAGACUCAUUGAUGGCCUCAUAGCAUAUAACAUCACUCCCAUGGUGACACUCUAUCACUGGGACCUCCCUCAAGCUUUGCAAAACAUCAGUGGUUGGGAAAAUGUAAACAUGAUUAAUAUUUUUAAUGACUUCUGUGACUAUUGCUUUGCUACUUUUGGUGACAGAGUGAAAUUUUGGAUGACCUUCAACCAGCCUCACACAAUUGCAUGGUCAGGAUAUGGACUUGGAACAAUCCCACCAAAUGUUAAGAAUCCAGGCACUGCACCGUACAACAUUGCACAUAACCUUAUAAAAGCACACGCCAAGGCUUACCACACAUACGAUGAUAAGUAUCGCAAAUCCCAAGGUGGUCUAGUGUCCAUUGCCCUCAAUGCUGAUUGGGUUGAACCUAAAGAUGUUAAUGUUCCUCGUGAAGUGGUGGCUGCUGACCGUGCUCUGCAGUUCCAACUAGGUUGGUUUGCACACCCUAUCUUCAAGAAUGGUGAUUAUCCUGAUGCAAUGAAGUGGCAAGUUGGAAACAAAAGUGAACUCCAAGGUCUUCCAGAAACAAGACUACCUUCCUUCACUGAAGAAGAAAAGAACUUAAUCAAGGGAACUGCUGAUAUGUUCUGUAUAAAUCAUUACACAACAAAGAUAGUAAGCCAUCUUACAGCCCGGCUUACCCCUCAAUCUUAUAAAUAUGACAUGGACGUGUCCGAAGCAGAGGAAGCAGAUUCACCAACUACUGCCAUCAGUAACCAGAGAGCUGUAGCAUGGGGCUUGAGAAGACUCCUCAACUGGAUCAAAGAGGAGUAUGGGGAUCCAGAGAUUUAUGUUACUGAGAAUGGAGUAGCUACAGACAUUAAGACAACUUGGGAUGACGCUACCAGAGUAUUUUAUUACAAGACCUAUAUUGAUGAGGCUUUGAAAGCCUAUGACCUCGAUGGUGUGAAGGUGAAAGGAUACAUUGCAACAUCUCUCAUGGAUUCUUUUGAGUGGCUUAAUGGCUACAAGGUUGGAUUUGGGUUACACCAUGUUAACUUCACAAACCCAAAUCGGCCAAGGACACCCAAGUACUCAGCUCAGUUCUACUACCAAGUCAUAAAAGACAAUGGUUUCCCUACACCAGAUGACGAGAAGCUACUUUAUGGACAUUUCCGCAAAGAUUUUAUUUGGAGUACUGCAACAGCAUCAUACCAGAUUGAAGGGGGAUGGAGAGCUGAUGGAAAAGGUCUCAGCAUCUGGGACAAGUUUGCUCACACUCCUCUCCGAGUGUUCAAUGAUGACAAUGGGGACAUAGCCUGUGACAGUUACAAUAAAGUAGAAGAAGAUGUUGCUAUACUGAAGCAACUCAAGGUGACCCAUUAUCGUUUCUCCAUAUCCUGGCCAAGGGUGCUUCCUGAUGGUACCACCAAGCACAUUAACGAGGCUGGACUCAACUACUACCACAGACUAGUGGAUGCACUACUUGCUGCAAACAUCCAACCUCAUAUCACUCUCUACCACUGGGAUCUUCCGCAAGCUCUGCAGGACAUUAAAGGAUGGGAGAAUGAGACUAUUAUUGCCAAAUUCAGGGAUUAUGCUGACCUUAUUUUUAGCCGUCUUGGCGACAAAGUGAAAUUUUGGAUUACCAUUAAUGAGCCUUACAAUAUAGCCAAUGUAGGCCAUGGCUAUGGAGCAGCUGCCCCAGGGAUCAGUUUUCGACCAGGCACUCUACCCUACAUUGUGGGUCACAAUCUGCUUAAAGCUCAUGCGGAGGCCUGGCAUCUCUACAAUGACAAGUACAGGGCCAAACAGGAAGGAAUUAUCUCCAUCACCAUCAACUCUGACUGGUCAGAACCCAGGAAUCCCUAUAAGCAGGAGGACAUUGAUGCUGCAAGACGUGUGGUGCAGUUUUACAUUGGCUGGUUUGCCCAUCCUGUAUUUAAUGGACACUACAGCAACAUGAUGAAGACAAUCAUUCGAGAGCGAAGCUUAGCUCAUGGUCUGCCAAAAUCUCGGCUGCCCGAGUUCACUCCUGAAGAGAUUAAGAGGAUUAAGGGUACUUAUGAUUAUUUUGGGUUCAACCAUUACACCACUGUGCUGGCAUUCCCUGUGGACUACGGAGAUCUUCAGCACUAUGAUGCUGAUAGGGGUGCAGGAACUAUUGCUGAUCGCAUCUGGCCGGAUUCAGGUUCAUCUUGGCUGAAGGUCUCACCGUUUGGAUUCCGAAGGAUAUUAAAGUUCAUUAAGGAGGAGUAUGGAAAUCCACCUAUUAUCAUCACAGAAAAUGGCAUGUCAGAGCGGGGACCUAUUGACCUAAAUGAUGUUCCUAGGAGCUACUACUAUGAAAAAUACAUCAACCAGGUGCUGAAAGCUUACUUGGUAGAUAAUGUGGAUAUCCGUGGAUACACAGCUUGGUCGCUGAUGGACAACCUGGAGUGGGCUACUGGCUUUUCAGAGAGAUUUGGCCUUUUCUAUGUCAAUCACUCGGACCCUAACUUGUCUCGUGUGGCCAAGAAUUCUGUUUCCACCUACUCCACCAUUAUAAAUUGCAAUGGAUUCCCUGACCCUGCUUUGGGACCCCAUGAGUGCUUGAAUCCUAUCCCUGAAGGAACAAGUGUGCCGACCACAACCACUCCCUCAGACAAUGCAGUGAGCUUCCUGGGUAUGACGCUUUCUAUCAGUGAUGCUGAGACUGGACUGAACACCAUAUUUGCUUUAAUAAUUGUUGCACUUUUUGGAGUUAUUUGUUUAUCCUUUUUCUUAUAUAAGGCAAAAAAGGGCAAGAAAACAAUGUUGAUUGGUUAAACAUAAAGAAAAAAACCAACAUACACUGAACUGCCUCAGUAAACAUCUGAGCAGCAUAUUUAUAUAAACAUAAUUUUAUAAAACUUGGUGAAGGUAUUCAUUGCAGGCAAGUUCUUGUACUAAUGGCUGAUUCAACAAAUAUGAAUAUAUCAAAUAUGUUACUGCUAUUCUCGAAGCUAUGAUUAAAAGGAUAUACAAUUCUCUCAUGAUCCAUGUUAUUGUACCCUGUAACUGUAUCACUAAUUACCAAAUAGUAUG
Molecule: messenger RNA, 5757 nt
Organism: Larimichthys crocea (large yellow croaker)
Lineage: Eukaryota; Metazoa; Chordata; Actinopteri; Sciaenidae
Product: lactase-phlorizin hydrolase
Exons: 15
Coding region: 1-5499 (1832 amino acids)
Biological process (GO): carbohydrate metabolic process
Molecular function (GO): beta-glucosidase activity
Source: RefSeq, a predicted model, not a curated record